CCACCGAAUGCGACGAUCCGAGUGCCAAGGCGAAAUUCUGGAUCGGACAGUGCCAUGAACGCGGACAUGGUACUGAACAAAACUCCACUCGGGCUCGUACAAUUUUUGCGUCAAGACUUGCAAUGAAAUAUCCACCAAGCCGCGAUAAGCUCACCACCACAACUCCGACGGAAUCCGGCAGUAGCAACCAAUCCGAAAGCAAGAGGCGGAAGGUUCGCUGAAAGUGACAAGUCAAUGAUCUCACCACUCAAACCCCCUGUCCCUCCAGGCGCUGUGUGUCUGUGAUAUUUCUGUUUUUUUUGACCAUUGAUCGAAUAUUUUGUUACCCAAUACCAUCGCGCGCUGGUCAUGACCAUUCGCCCACUGGGCCCUGUUCACGUGUAUGGUGCCAUGAGCGUGCUCAUGUCUCUGCCAAAUGCGCUGGAUCUGGGUGACUUGUUUUCUUGCCUCAUGGUAGAGCCAAGCAUCCUCUCUCGAACUGCGAUGAUGAACACCCAACUCGACCAGCACGCUACCGCUUCCGUCUCUGACAAUGCCAUUGGUGCACCUGUCCUCAGGUCCUGCACUCGAUGCGUGGCCAAGACCAAUGUCCCCGCGCACCUCUACUUCAGCGUCAAACCCGACGGAACGUAUUAUAACUAUUGCGACGAUUGCACCGAGAAGAACAGAGUGAAGCUUGUCAGAAACCGCCAAAAGUGCCUCGAGAAGGUUGUCGAGGAUCCUACCGUUGAAAAGAAGUGCUGUGGCUGUCUGGUCAUCAAGCCACUUGCUCAGUUCCGAGUGGAUCUGUCCAAGCCGGAUAAUCUCACCGAUUCCUGCAUUACCUGCCUUGAAAAGGGCGCCCGACACGAUGCUCGUCGAAUGGCCAAUCCAGAGACCAGAGAGAAGCGACUGGCACUGAACCGCGAGAACCGAUACGACAUCGACUACAGGGAGCGUCGAAUGGCAGAAGACCCAGAGGGAUUCCGCCGUCACCUGGCAGAUGUCCACAACGAGUGGGCUCGCAACAACAGAGACCACCUCAGACACUACCAUCGCACCCACUUCAACACCUUCAUUGGCGAGCGCAAGCGUCAGGCCCAGACCAAGCGCAUUCCCUGGAAUCUCACUGACGACCAGGCUCUGGUUAUGUGCACAUCUCCCUGCGUCUAUUGCGGAUUCCUCGAUGGCGAUGGAAUCCUCAAUGGCAUCGAUCGCCUGAACAACAACGGGGCGUACGACAUGAGUAACACUGUCUCCUGCUGCGUGAAGUGUAAUUACAUGAAAAUGGCCCUCGAUCCCGUCACCUUUAUCCGCCGUUGUGCACACCUCGUGUAUACAUAUGGUGGUCCUGGCGAGUUUGCUGGCGACGAUGCCUGGAAAAAGUAUUCGGGAGUGUCCUUUGCUGCCUACAAGGCCCGGGCCGAGAAGAAGGGUCUUACCUUUGAGCUGCAGGAGCACGAGUUCAAGGCGCUCUGCCAGGGCAAGUGUGCGUAUUGCGGCAAGACCAGCAGUCACGGACACCGCAACGGCGUCGACAGGAAGGACAACGAGCAGGGAUAUGUGCGCGGGAAUGUAUUGACCUGCUGCGGGGACUGCAACUACUUGAAGUGCGACUUGACCAUGCAAGAGUUCUUUGAUCAGCUGAACGCAGUCAACAAUCUCCGACUGGAGCGGGGCAUCGAUCGCCGCUUUUACAGGACCCCCAAGCAGACGAACCCCAUCGCCAAGCGGGAGACAGCGUGGUGAAUCGGGGCUGACCUGGGUCCUGCGCAAAAAGCAGUAAAGGAAAAAUCACUAGAUGAGGGUAGAGCCCACCGUCUCUCUCCUGAUCUGAGCCGACACGAUGAUCUCGACCGACGCUCAGCCCCUCCUCAGAUCCUGCUCCCAAUGCCGUGCCAAGACCAAUGUCCCUGCGCACCUCUAUUUCAGUCGCAAGGGCGAUGGCAGCUAUAA
Polychytrium aggregatum is the source of this 1935-nucleotide messenger RNA. RefSeq lists its product as uncharacterized. The coding region runs from base 349 to 1728 and encodes 459 amino acids. Lineage: Eukaryota; Fungi; Chytridiomycota; Chytridiomycetes; Polychytriales. The record is from RefSeq and is a predicted model, not a curated record. The transcript has 2 exons.